CACACACUUCCAUGUCUUCCUCAAGUGACGAAACUUGUCUGAACUGAGAAGUAUACGUAGGAAAUUAAAAUUCAGGACAUUUUGUCUUUCACCAGGAAUUGAAAGUCUCCUUUCAGGUUCCAAACGCGACGCGUCGACGGAAACAACGCGAGCUGGAUCCUGCUGAGUAACUUUCCUCUUCCAGCUUCCACACUGAAUCAGAUCCUAAUCCGGUUUGAGAGAGCUGUGUGUGUGUGUGUGUGUGUGUGUGUGUGAGUCAUGGCGCUGUGGCAGCAGGCGGACGUGGCUGUAUCUGAGCAGGUUGUGGUGUUGUUGUCGUGUGCUGUGUCGGUGUUGGGCUCUGUGCUGGUCGUGAGUUCGUACCUGCUGUGGCCCGACCUGAGGACCACCCCGAGGCAGCUCUUAGUCUUCCUCUCUGUGGCUGACUUCCUCUCUGCCCUCUCCUACUCAUACGGAGUUUAUCAGGUCUUUAAGGCAAACACUUGGGACUGUGUCGUCCAAGGAGCCGUUUCCACUUUCUCCAACACAAGCUCCUUCUUCUGGACUGUGGCUAUUGGUGUCUACCUGUACAUCUUCAUCGUGAAGUCCAGUCAGAGACUAGCCGACACUCUGGUCUUAUAUUUUCAUCUCAUCAGUUGGGGUGUUCCCCUGGCAAUCACAGUAGCAGCUGUGUCCCUGCAGAAGAUCGGCUAUGAUGCGUCCGAGGUGUCCGUUGGAUGGUGCUGGAUCAGCAUUGAAGAAGACGAUCAUGUGAUGUGGAUGUUACUGACUGGCAAAAUAUGGGAACUGCUUGCCUAUGUGAUACUGCCUGUGCUUUACAUCCUCAUCAAGAGACACAUUCACAAAGCGCAUGCAGCCCUCUCUGAGUACCGACCCAUCUUGGCCUGUAACCGACUUUCCCACUCAAUUCCUGCAAUGGCAGACAGAAAGCUCACCCUCAUCCCUAUCAUCUUCAUCAUACUGCGCAUAUGGAGCACUGUUCGCUUCGUGCUCCUGCUCACUGACUCUCCGGCCAGACAGAACCCUGUGCUGGUCACCUUACAUGGAAUCGGGAACACCUUUCAAGGAGCCGCAAACUGCAUCAUGUUUGUUCUGUGCACUCGGCCAAUACGGGCAAGACUAGCGGCUCAGUUCUGCUGCCGGAGCCAUGACACACAGAGCAACUCGGACAUGCCAUCCCAGUACACAGCUCAUACACACUCACUUUCUCACACAGACCGGCCUGGUGUCUCCCACACUGGGGAGGGUGAAAGUGAAGGUGAAAAGGAGGAGAAGUGAGUGUUAAAGUGAAAACCCGGUGGCUUGUUGACCUUCAGCGCCUGAGCGAGAACACCACACUCAAACGAGCCGCUCUGUAGCGUCUAGAAAAGUGUGCUUUCGCAGAAAAGCCGAUGCACUGUUAAAGUGAAGACCACGCUUUCUGCACGGAGGAGCGCGUGAAUGUGUGUGGGUGUCGAGUGCUCAAGAUCUAUUUUCUGAAAUCGGAGUGCCUUCAAGGAUUAAAGAAGACUAUAGUCACAUGAUACAGUCCCUCGAGUCCAAGUGCGCUUUAUGUUCACAGUGUAGCAGUGUCAUUUCUUUAUACUGGCACAUUUUUAUUUUCUCUUAAUUUUCAGCUCAGGGUUGUGAGAAUUUAGAGGACAUUUACAGUUUAGUGACCAAAACUCGGAACAUACUGUGGACAUAUUAUUCGAUUACCUCAGUUAAUUUCCCUGACUAAACUCAUCUCGCAGCACAGAGUGCCUUGGAAUGGACUAACACCGUGUUUGAAAUUCUGUUUUAAACAAAGUUGGAUAUGUAGCACGUCUAUUUUUUUUAAACUGCAACCAGACUGCUUUUGAUAAAUGUAAUGAUGAAAUCCGGUCUGGUGAAAUCUACAGGAUAUCUGGAUAAUUACUGCUACAGAUCAUUUUAUCUUUAUAGUAAAUGUCAUUUGAAUAGAAUUCAGUCAAAAGGGAAAUUUGUGGUUUUUACAUAGUACACUUUACUGAUAUACUAUUGAUGUGGGUUUUUUUUAAAUUAAUGUUCUGGUUUGUUAAGCUUUUUUUUUUUACUAAAGUUAUACUGACCAAGAGUCAUUUGAACCUAUUCCAGUGUGACUGUGUUUCAUUGUUAUCUGUGUUGAUAUGGUCACUAGCACACUGAAACAUCAUGAUCUUAUUUGAAAAUUCUUCCUGAAUUUUGAUCUCUAAAGCCAGUCAUAGUCCCCACAUAUCAUAUCCAUCCAAGCUAGUGUAGCUGGUAAACCACAGUCAACACACUUUUUGACUCCAAGUGAACGCUUUCCAUUCUUGAAGCUAGAGCUACAGAGCAGACAAGAGGAAGUAUCUAGUUGACACAUUUUGACUAAGCAUGUGACCGUAGACAAAAGGCUAUGCUGACGCUCACUAGGCCAUUUACUGACUCACUACUCCAGAGGCAACAGCUAGUGAUAAACAAGUCUUAUGAUUUCUCAGAAUCCCAAGUCCAAAAAUGUUGGGACGCUGUGGGAAAACAUAAAUAAAAAUAGAACGCAAUGAUUUGCAAAUCAUGGAAACCCUAUAUUUCGUUGAAAAUAAUACAAAGACAACAUAUCAAAGGUUGAAACAGAAUUGUUUGUUUGUUUUGAGAAAUAUAUGCUCAUUUUGAAUUUGAUUCCAGCAACACGGUUCAAAAAAAGUUGGGACAGGGGCAUGUUUACCACUGUGUUGCAUCACCUCUACUUUUAACAACACUCUAAAUAUAUGGGAACUGAGGAGUCCAAGUGCUGUAGAUUUGAAAGUGAAAUGUUGUCCCAUUCUUGCCUGAUGUACAGUUUCAGUUGUUCAACACUUCGGGGUCUCCUUUGUCGUAUUUUGUGCUGCAUAAUGCACCAAAUGUUUUAAAUGGGAGACAGGUCUGGACUGCAGGCAGGCCAGUUUAGCGCCUGGACUCUUGCUAUGGAGCCAUGCAGUGGUAAUACGUGCAGAAUCUAGUUUGGCAUUGUCUUGCUGAAAUAAGCAAAGCCUUCCCUGAAAAAGAUUUUGUCUGGAUGGCAGCACGUUGCUCUGAAACGUUCAGCAUUAAUGGUGCCUUCUGAGAUGUACAAGCUACCCAUGUUAGGUGCACUAAUGCACCCUCAUACCAUCACAGAUGCUGGCUUUUGAACUGUGCACUGAUAACAAGCCGGAUGGUCCCUCUUCUCUUUAGCCUAGAGGGUGUGGUGUCCGUGAUUUCUAAAAAGAAUUUAAAAUUUCAAUUCGUCAGACCACAGGACAGUUUUCCACUUCACCUCAGUCCAUCGUAAGAGCUCGGGCCCAGAGAAGGCGGCGGAGUUUCUGGAUAUUGUUUAUAUCUGGUUUUAACUUGCAUUUUUGGAUGCAAUGAUGAACUGUAUUCAUAGAUGAUGGUUUUCUGAAGUGUUCCUGAGCCCAUACAAUGAUUUCCACUACAGAAUUGUGUCUGCUUUUAAUGCAGUGCCGCCUGAGGGCCUGAAGAUCACAGGCAUUCGGUGUUGCUUUUCAGCCUUCUCCCUUACAUACAGAGAUUUUCCUGGAUUCUCUGAAUCUUUUAAUGAUAUUAUAUACCGUAAAUGAUGUGAUCCCCAAAUUUUUUGCAGUUUUACACUGUGGAACAUUAUUCUUAACUUAUUGCAUUGUUUGCCCAUGCAGUCUUUCACAGAGCAGUGAACCCCUCCCCAUCUUUACUUCUGAGAGACUCAGCCUCUCUGGGGUGCUCUUUGUAUACCCAAUCAUGUUACUGACCUGUUGCCAAUUAAUAUAAUUAGUCUUUUGUUGCCCUGUUCCAACUUUUUUUGAAACAUAUUGAAGAAAGAAAAAAAGAAAGAAAGCACAACUUUAUUCAUCACACACUUGUGAAAUUCCUCUCUGCAUUUAACCCAUCUGAAGCAGUGAACACACACGUGAGCAAUGAUUGCACACACAUAGAGCAGUGGGCAGCCUGUUAUCAGAGUGGUACAAAUCCAGUCCUGGAGGGCCAGAGUCCAGCAAAGUCUGAUCAUUUCACUGCAUGAAGACUAUGUGAUCAGGCACUGAUGUUGGACGAGAAGACCUGGCUCACAAUCAUCAUUUCAAUUCAUCCCAAAGGUGUUCAGUGGGGUUGAGGUCCAUGCCCUGUGUAGGUCGCUGGAGUUCCUCCACACCAAACUUGUCAAACCAUGGGCCUCCCGAUGAACAGUCAUACUGGAACAGGAAAAGGCCUUCCCCAAACUGUGGCCACAAAGUUGGUAUACUUUGUAUGCUAUAGCAUUAACAUUGCCCUUCACUGGAAAUAAGGGACCAGCCCAAACCCUGAAAACCAGCCCUAGACCAUUCUCAAACUUUGCUGUUGGCACUGUGCAUUCUGGUAGUUGGCAUUCUAGUAUCCGCCAAGGCCAGAUUCGUUCAUCAGACUGCCAGACAGUGAAGCGUGAUUCAUCCUUCCAAAGAACAUGUUUCCACCACUCCAGAGUUCGGUGGCGGCAUGUUUUACGCCACUCCAGCUGAUGCUUGGCAUUGCACAUAAUGAUCUAGGCUUGUGUGCAGCUGCUCAGCAAUGGGAACUCAUUUCAUGAAGCUCCAGAUGUGCAGUCCUUGUGCUGAUGUUGCUUCCAGAAGCAGUUUAGAACUCUCUAGUGAGUGAUGCAACAGAGAUUAGGUGAUUUUUACAUUAGAGCUCCAAACUUCAGGACUUGGAAACCCCUUUCUGUGAUUUGUGUGAUGUACCACUUCAUGGCUGUAUUCUUGAUACUAUUGUUACAGUUGACUUGAAUUUAAGUCCAAGUUGCCAUUAUUUAUAGAUCUGCCUGUUUUUGAGUAACCAAGGUUUGGAUUAAACCCAUUCAAUUCAACUGACCAGUAAAAUCUAAUGGCUUCAAUUCACAGAUCCCUGCAGGGCCCCAAACUGUUUUGCUGAUUUAGAGGGAUGUUAAAACACAUGGGCAGCCAGCUUAAAAUUUGCAAUGGCAUGGAAAUCCAUAUAGGUACUAUAAUUAGAAUGAACCCAUUAAAGAACUUGGCAAUAGUAUGUUAGUCAUGGAGUAUAAUGGUGUUGUCUAUGGAGAGAAAGUUCAAUUCCAUUUAUUAAUUUUUGCUGAUGUUUAUGAUGUGAGCCAAUAAUUCUGGAGUUACCCUUUGUAAGAUGUUUGCAUCUUGGAACAGAGAAAAAAAUCAUCAAAAUGUACUCCUCUUGGACUGGAGUUGUGCACAAUGGAUUAUAUGUAUACACUGUCAGAAAUAGGGGUACAGUAGGAGUCUAUUUCUGUACCCCAUGGUACAAUCUCCACUAAUGUACCCAUCCAUCCAUUAUCUGUAGCCACUUAUCCUGUUCUAUAGGGUUAUCCCAGCUGACUAUGGGCGAGAGGCGGGGUACACCCUGGACAAGUCGCCAGGUUAUCACAGGGCUGACACAAAGACAAACAACCAUUCACACUCACAUUCACACCUACGGUCAAUUUAGAGCCACCAAUUAACCUAACCUGCAUGUCUUUGGACUGUGGGGGAAACCGGAGCACCCGGAGGAAACCCGUGCAGACACAGGGAGAACAUGCAAACUUCACACAGAAAGGCCCUCGCCGGCCACUGGGCUCGAACUCAGGACCUUCUUGCUGUGAGGCGACAGUGCUAACCACUACACCAUCGUGCCGCCCUAAUGUACCCCCUAGGGCUAAUUAUUAGACCUCAAGGUAACUACGUGUCCCUUUUUAGGGCCAGAAAGGUACAUAUAUGGUCCCAAGCAGUAUAUAAAGGGUACAAAUAAGUACCUUAGAGGGUACUGCCCCAGUGACAAGCCAUUGUACCCCUAAAGGUACAAUAAUGCACUUUAUUUUCCGAGAGUGUAAAGAAACAUUAAAUAUUACUCAUCUCAUUAUCUCUAGCUGCUUUAUCCUGUUCUACAGGGUCGCAAGCAAGCUGGAGCCUAUCCCAGCUGACUACGGGCGAAAGGCGGGGUACACCCUGGACAAGUCGCCAGGUCAUCACAGGGCUGACACAUAGACACAGACAACCAUUCACACUCACACCUACAGUCAGUUAACCUAACCUGCAUGUCUUUGGACUGUGGGGGAAACCAGAGCACCUGGAGGAAACCCACAUGGACAUGGGGGGAACAUGCAAACUCCGCACAGAAAGGCCCUCGCCGGCCACGGGGCUCGAACCCAGGACCUUCUUGCUGUGAGGCGACAGCGCUAACCACUACACCACCGUGCCGCCGUUAAAUAUUACUGUGUUAAAGAAAUAAAAUAUCUUCAGUAUCAUCCAACAUGGUGCAGCAGAGGAUAAUUUUGCUGCCUAUUAGCUCAUGGGUCCCAGGUUUGAUCUUUUGCCUCAGGCGGAAUUUUACAUGUCCUCUUGUAGGUUUACAUGCCUGCAGGUGCACUGCCAACUCUUUCUUGCCCUGUGAACAAGCAUGUGAGUGUGUAUGUAUCGUGUACUGCAUUGGACUGGGUAUGGUGUAUUCCUGCCUUGUGCCCAGUGUUUCCAGGAUAGACUCCAGAUCCACCAAUCUUCAGAUUCUACAGAUCUGGAGCCUAAGACGAACUGAUGAAUAAAUGCUGCACAGUUAACCCUUGAAUGGUGUUCGGGUCUUUGGGACCGUUUUCAUUUUUUAUCAAAGGAACAAUGAUACGAUUAAUUAUUUUUUCAAACUCAGACUCAUUGGCCUUGGCUCAUUUUCUGUGAAGAACAUAUAUCAGAACACAUUUUCGAUGACCGCACAUUGUACACCCACCCUAUGCAUUUAUAUUACAUACAGGAUGUUCGGGUCCACUGGACCCCGGGCGAAUAAAAGUGUGUACCUUCACUCUGUCCUCCUCCUGUCUGGGCCUGCUGUUAGUGUGUGUGUGUGUGUUUUGUGUUUCUGCCCCUGCCGUUCAAGCACCGGCACCUGUCUGCUCUCACAUUCCUACACAUUUUACCCUCUGACUUGCGGGAACCAAGACAGAAGUUCCCAUAAAUUGGGGGCAGGACACAAUAAAUCUAGCUUUUCCAAUGUGGCUCCUUAUCACAACUGAUCAAGAUGGCCAAAAGAUUCUCUGCUCAGAUAGACUUGCAAAUGAUUUUGAAAGACGGAGAAGCUUUUGAUGAUGAUGUAGAGGAAGACGUUUCAGAACGUGAGGAUCACCUUUCUGAAAAUUCAGUCUGACAGUGACUUUGAAGAAGAGGAUGAGCUGGAGCAUCAGCCAGUCCCAAAACGAAGACAAGCAUGGGGAUGAUGUGUUGUAUAGACUGACAAUGAUUACUAUAUGUGUUCAGCUUGUGUUGUGUAAACUGAA
Molecule: messenger RNA, 7228 nt
Organism: Neoarius graeffei (lesser salmon catfish)
Lineage: Eukaryota; Metazoa; Chordata; Actinopteri; Siluriformes; Ariidae
Gene: gpr157
Product: G protein-coupled receptor 157
Exons: 4
Coding region: 259-1278 (339 amino acids)
Biological process (GO): adenylate cyclase-activating G protein-coupled receptor signaling pathway; cell surface receptor signaling pathway
Cellular component (GO): plasma membrane
Molecular function (GO): G protein-coupled receptor activity; cAMP binding
Source: RefSeq, a predicted model, not a curated record